AUGGGAUACGAAGAAACUGGAAUGACAAGGAUUCAGAAAGAGGAAACUUCUGUGUUGUCUCGAUUUGUAAAUGAGGUGUAUUUCAAACUUUCUUCUUCUUCAAUGUUGGAAAAAGAUGAUAAUUUCGGGUGGAUUCCUCUUUACUAUGCAGCACACUCGGGCAAUAGAGAACUCGUUGAACUAUUUCUAAACCAUGACAAUUCCCUUGCUUACAAAAAGAAUGAAAAGGGUAAGUCUACUCUUCACAUUUCAGCAAUCAAAGGGCAUGUUGAUGUGGUUAGGACAUUGAUCGACAAACGUCCCGACAUUUGUGAGUUGAAGGAUGACAGAGAUCGGACCGCUCUUCAUGUUGCUGUGGAAAGUAGAGAGGAAGAGGUGAUGAAAUUUUUAUUGGAAUCAAUAGCAUUUCAGGAUCUUAUAAAUGAGAAAGAUAAUGAAGGAAACACAGCUUUGCAUACAGCCUCUAGUGGAGGAGAUUUCAAAAUUUUACAAAUUCUGGCAAAUGACUCAUAUAUUGAUAGAGGGGCUACAAACAAGGGUGGCAUGACAUUUGCGGAAAUUAUCCUAUCAACCAAUCUACUCAACGACACUGAAAUUCUUGAAAUUAUGUCAGAGUUGGAAAGAGAGGUUGGUUUACUUGGUUUGGAAAGGAAGUUAAUAAGAGAAACAAAAGAAGCAGAGAAUGCUGAAAUAAGAAAACAAAAAGAGCAGCAAACAGAGCACAAGAAAUCGGAAGAAGAAAAAAGAGGUAAAGAUUUAGCAAAUCUCUGUUUAUUGAUAGCCACAAUCAUCGCCACCGCCACAUUCGCAGCAGCUAUCCAAAUCCCCGGCGGAUAUGACAACCAAGGCAUUGUAAUUUUAAAGGGAAAAUCAGAGUUCACACUUUUCAUAGUCUAUGAUUUACUUGCUUUUUUCUUAUCCACUUUCUCCAUUCUCAUCCAAUUUAGUUCACCGGCAUUGGGAAGAUAUAUAUUUCACAAUGAUGUUUGCCUUUGA
This is a messenger RNA of Ziziphus jujuba (common jujube), 996 nucleotides long. Its product is annotated as ankyrin repeat-containing protein At5g02620-like. The record is from RefSeq and is a predicted model, not a curated record. The coding region runs from base 1 to 996 and encodes 331 amino acids. Gene Ontology annotation, molecular function: protein phosphatase regulator activity; protein phosphatase 1 binding. NCBI's taxonomy places the organism in Eukaryota, Viridiplantae, Streptophyta, Magnoliopsida, Rosales, Rhamnaceae. Gene Ontology annotation, cellular component: plasma membrane. The transcript has 3 exons.